AUGCCGCAUCUCCGGGUGACCCCGAACCAGGUCAUCCUGGGAGCGGCCAUCGCCGCCUGUAGCAGAGGGGCGCAGACGCAGGAAGCAUUGGGGCUGCUAAAGGAGAUCUGGUCGUCGAGGCAGCGCCCGAGCAAGAUCAGCUACAACGCCGUGAUCACUGCCCAUCAGCGACGCGGACACUGGCAAAUGGCACUCCAACUGCUCUCAGACAUGCCUUACGCAAGCCUCGUUCCUGACAUGUUUAGCUUCAACGCGGCGAUGAGCGCCUGCGAGCGGGGAGGACAGUGGCCGAUGGCCCUGAAGCUGCUUUUCGAAGACAUGGCUUCGCUGGCACAGGAGCCUGACAUCUUCAGCUUCAACGCGGCCAUCAGCUCUUGUGAGAAGGUGGGCCACUGGGGGAUGGCCCUCUUCCUUCUGGCCCAAGUGCCCGACUUCUCCAAGAGCUGA
This is a messenger RNA of Symbiodinium natans, 447 nucleotides long. The record is from the annotation of a GenBank genome assembly. NCBI's taxonomy places the organism in Eukaryota, Dinophyceae, Suessiales, Symbiodiniaceae.